Molecule: messenger RNA, 1248 nt
Organism: Myotis davidii
Lineage: Eukaryota; Metazoa; Chordata; Mammalia; Chiroptera; Vespertilionidae
Gene: NECAB3
Product: N-terminal EF-hand calcium binding protein 3
Exons: 13
Coding region: 12-1088 (358 amino acids)
Biological process (GO): regulation of amyloid precursor protein biosynthetic process
Cellular component (GO): Golgi cis cisterna; cytoplasm; endoplasmic reticulum
Molecular function (GO): calcium ion binding
Source: RefSeq, a predicted model, not a curated record
CGGACGGCGCCAUGGCGUGCGCGGGGCUGCUUACCGUGUGCCUGGUCCGGCAGCCCGCGCCCCAGCCCCCGCGGUCUCCCACGCCAGCCACCGGUUCCGCGGGACACGCGCUCUUCCAGGAUGUUUUCCGCAGAGCAGACAAGAAUGAUGAUGGGAAGCUCUCAUUUGAGGAAUUCCGGAAUUACUUUGCUGACGGGGUUCUCAGCCCUGGGGAGCUUCGGGAGCUGUUCAGCGGCAUUGAUGGGCAGUCCACUGACAAUUUGGAAACGGAGAAACUGUGCGACUACUUCUCAGAACGCCUGGGUGUCUACAGGCCUGUGCUGGCUGCGCUGGAGUCCCUGAACCGUGCAGUGCUCACUGCCAUGGACACCACCAAGUUGGAGUAUGAGCGGGCCUCCAAGGUGGACCAGUUUGUGACACGCUUCCUACUGCGGGAGACGGUGAGCCAGCUUCAAGCCCUGCAGAGCUCGCUGGAGGGCGCGUCAGAUACCCUGGAGGCCCAGGCCCAGGCCCGUGGGCCAUGGUCAGAUGAAGAGAGAGUGGAGGUGCAGAGCAGGCCCCGUGGCAGCCGGCGGGCAGGGCGCAGGGCCUUGUGGAGCGUCAGCCGGUCACCCGUCCGGUCUCCUGGCUCCUCAGACGCAGGGCAGAGUUCAGAGGCUGAGAGGCAGUGGCGGCUCCAGGUUAACCGUCUCCAGGAGCUCAUCGACCAGCUGGAGUGCAAGGCCCCCCUCCUGGAACCCCUACAUGAAGAGGAGCUUAACAAGGGACCCAACUCGCAUAUCCUCGUGUCCCAGAGGCAGGUUCAAGUGGCAGAAGGAGCCCUGCAGGACUUCUACCGUGCCCUGCGCUGCUACGUGGACUUCACAGGGGCCCAGAGCCAUUGCCUGCAUGUGUCUGCUCAGAAGAUGCUAGACAAUGCCUCCUUCACCCUGUACGAGUUCUGGCGGGAUGAGGCCUCCUGGAGAAGGCACCAGCAGUCGUCCUGCAGUAAGGCCUUCCAGCGCAUCCUCAUCGACCACCUGCGGGCUCCGGAAACCCUCACCACUGUGUUCUUCCCAGCCUCCUGGUGGAUUAUGAAUAAUAACUGAUCCUGACCUGCAUUAGUCAAGGACCCUGUGGCUCUGCCUGCCUCCUGGAGCUUCUGGACGGUCAGUUCAGCACCAAAACCAAGGAUACUGCUGACCCUAGACCUGGGGUCUGGCUCUCAGAGGCCUCCAAGACCCACUGGUGGAGAGUCCUCAGUCCAGG